This is a messenger RNA of Pipistrellus nathusii (Nathusius's pipistrelle), 537 nucleotides long. Lineage: Eukaryota; Metazoa; Chordata; Mammalia; Chiroptera; Vespertilionidae. The record is from the annotation of a GenBank genome assembly.
AUGCCCCGCGCAACCGAACCCGGAAGUAGGGUUCGCCUCCUCGGUACAGGUGCGUCCGUGCCGGGUGGUGGUAGCCGCGCCGGUGGGCGCAGCCCGCGGGCAGGUGCUGAUCGGGCUGCCGCCAUGGCCGAGGGUCAGGACCUGUUCGACGCCAUCGUGAUGGCGGAUGACAGGUUCCGCGGGGAGGGGUAUCAGGAAGGCUACGAAGAAGGCAGCGGUUUGGGCAUAAUUGAAGGAAGACAGCACGGCACAGUAUAUGGAGCAAAGAUCGGGUCUGAGAUCGGGUGCUACCAAGGUUUUGCGUUUGCUUGGAGAUGUCUCCUGCACAGCUGUGCAACUGAGAAAGACAGCAAGAAGAUGAAGGUCUUAGAGUCCUUGAUCGGCAUGAUUCAGAAGUUCCCUUACGGUGACCCUACUUACGCCAACCUUCACGAAGACUUAGACAGAAUUAGAGGGAAGUUUAAACAGCUUUGUUCAUUGCUAAAUGUUCAGCCGGACUUUAAAAUCAGUGCGGAAGGUUCUGGACUUUCAUUCUGA